AUGUCUGGUGAACAGGCCAUCGCCAGAGAAAGCGAAGUUGAUUCCGUGGGAGGCACCAAAUGCGACACGGAGUUUGUCCUUGAAAAGCUGGCUGAGUGUAUCGCUCGGUUUGGUCUGAUGCAUGAAAUCGUUAGUGACAACGGCACGCAAUUUACUUCUGCGAAGUUCCGGAGUUUUCUGGAGGCGAACGGCGUUCGGCUGGUUUUAACAAGUCCGGGGCAUCCUGCAACAAACGGUCAAGCGGAAAACUCGGUGAAAACGUUCAAGGCCUCCUUAUUGAAGUCGUUUGCGAGUGGAUCUACCAACGUCAAGGAAAUAGUGGCUAAUUUCUUGCUCGGGUAUAGAUCUGCGACCCAUUGCUCAACGGGAACUUCACCAGCCCAAUUGAUGCUUGGGAGACAACCGCGCUCAACAUUGGAUUUGUUGAGAAGCAACGAUCGGGGAGUUUCAAGUAAGGAGGUGAAAAAGGCCAGAGAAGCUAUUGUCGCACGGCAGUCCAGACAGGUUGACAACUACAAAGGAACACGGGAACAGCGGUUCAACCUAAACGAACGAGUUAUGGUGCGGGACUACACUAACCCCAACAAGGCCGCCUGA
Messenger RNA from Culex quinquefasciatus (southern house mosquito), 597 nucleotides. RefSeq lists its product as uncharacterized. Bases 1 to 597 code for a protein of 198 amino acids. Gene Ontology annotation, biological process: DNA integration. The record is from RefSeq and is a predicted model, not a curated record. Gene Ontology annotation, molecular function: nucleic acid binding. The transcript has 2 exons. Lineage: Eukaryota; Metazoa; Arthropoda; Insecta; Diptera; Culicidae.